UUUAUGCAUGUUAAAUUUUGUACAAGAAAAUAUGGCGUUAAAAAUAGCCUUAGGCCUUUUUCGUAUUGAACAUUUAAUUGCUGCUGUUAAUCAACAAAAUAAUCGAAAAAUUGGAGAAAUUCCAAAAAAUAAUUCAAAUGAAAAAAUAUUUCCAUUUGGGCAAUUGUUGGUUUGUUUUUUAAAAAGUUUUCUUAAAAAUGUGUAGGGGCAAAACACCGUCAGACCAAAACACCAUCCGGAUGUUUU
Meloidogyne enterolobii is the source of this 246-nucleotide messenger RNA. Lineage: Eukaryota; Metazoa; Nematoda; Chromadorea; Rhabditida; Meloidogynidae. The record is from the annotation of a GenBank genome assembly.